CGUUCCUCCAGUCUCCCGUACAGGCGCUGUUUUCCAGCCGCUGCUGUGGAGCAGGUAGGUUUACCAGCUGCGUUGUAGAAAUGGGUGAAGGAAUGUGUUGGUUGGAAAGAUAAGAACCUCAUCAAGCCGAAGACAGGACAUGUGGACGGGUUAACCGAAACAAAGCUACCGCCGCUUGGCUAAGACUGAGAAUUCCUUUAGCUAAUGUUUGUUUUCUGCUGUUAAUGAUGUGAUUUAUGCUGCCUUUUUAACACCUGAAGUUUACUUAACUUGUUCACAUGGAUCAAUAUUUAAAGGAGAAUAAUUAAAACUGAGAUUUGAGGGGAAAAGUGCCCCAUAAGUGAAGAUGUUUGUUAAAAUGUUUUCUCUUUUUAUGUCCGAGCCGUUUCUUUUCUCACCAACACUCGUUACUGUGAGAGUUGUUUGUCUACAUUCCAGUUUGUUUAUUUUUGAUACAGAGACGCACAAAUUUAGACAGCAAAAUGGAUGUUUGUUGGAUUUUGAAAAAUGUUUUAGAAUAAGGUUUUGACGAAAUGGAAUCAAAGUAAUCUAGGAUAAUUCUUAAGUUUUUAGUUGUUGUUUUUAAACCACGGCGCCAUCUAGCGUUCACAUGUAAAAUGUCUCAUCAGAUGUUUAUAUUGUCAUAGUUUUUUAUUUGCUACUUGCCUUGAUAUUUCCUCACUAAUGUUCUUUAUUCCUCUUUGACCUUCAGAGAACAGCUGGAUAUCUACUGUGAUUGAAUUGCCUGGAUCAAUUGAUUCUUAUAAAGGCUAAUUUAUAUUUUUAGUUAAACUGGAUCAAUAUUUGAAUUCAAAUAAGCAUUUUAUGUUGAAUUGGCUGCAAAAAGUAAUGCCUGCUAAGAAGGAUGUUAUGUGUGGACUCUUCUUUUAUUACUUCCCUUCAGUUUCUGCAUACAGGAGGCGUUUAUCCUAGACUUCCACGAUGGAUCCAGAUGUUUUAGGGAAAAGCCAGCUGCUGGAUUCUCUGAAGGCCUAUCUGAACAACAAAACCAGAUUACAACCCAUCAUUGGCCUGGGCACCAUCAUAGAGUGUGUGAACGUGAGUUCACAACUCAGACAGACCCUGUACCUGUGUGAGGUGUGCGACUGCAGACUCACCAAAGCUGAUAUGCGAAACCAUAUAAUGGGGAGUCAUCACAGGUUCAACUACAUCAAAACCCAUCACCCUUACAUGGUGUCUAAAUGGCUGGAGAGCCCUGACCUGUCUAAGAUGGCCUGGCCUCUCAUGGAGUUGGCUAAGGUGCUGGAGAAAAAAGAAGGACCAGGACUCGUCCAAUUGUUUGAAGUUAAGGAUGAUCAUUACCAGAUGAUGGCAACGCAGAGUGAAAAUCACGCAGUUACUCUGGCGAAGGCCUUAAGAAAACAGCAGGAGUUGGAGAGCUUUUCAAAGACGGCCCCUCUGCAUUAUCCCGUUGUCUCCCAGAGGACUGUUUUGCCUGCACGCAACCAACCAAAAGAUCCAGAGUCCCGUGACAGGACCUGCUUUAAAAACAUCUCCCCACCACAGCUGGAAGAGGUCCAGAUGUUGGGAGACGCCUCUGUAGAACCGGAGAGAGCCACAGACUUUCUAGACGAUGGCGCUGAAACAAAGCCUCUCAUUGGUCUUGCCCGUGUGGUUGAGUUUAGAAGUGAAGACGGCUGCUCAUAUUGUUUUUUAUGCCACUGCUGUCGCAUAAGAUCCACCAAACAGGACAUCACUGAUCACCUAACCAGCUCAUCCCAUCUAGUUAACUACCUGAUGGAGAUUUAUCCAGAUUACAUGGAAGCUUUGGGUGAAGUUACUGAGGAUAACUUCCAGCUUCAGUCACUGGCUGCUAAAGUGGAGGAAGAGGAGGGCAGAGGGGAGAUGAAGAUAGUAAAUGUACCAGAGUCCAUCUGUAGUCAACUCACUGGCAAAAGUUACCACUGGUGUUUAAAGAUGCUUUCGAGUGGAGGGAAAUAUUCUAACCUUCGGCAAAAAAGAGAAGCUGUCAGAGGUGUGAAUCAGAUAACAGCUCCACCUGCGGGAAAGAAAAUCCCAGUGAUCUCAAAACGAAGAGAAAAAAGAAAAAAAAAACAAAUGAAGAACAACCAAGGGAAAAAGACUGAUACCAUGUUUAACGUGAGCCUGCCUGUUGGUAAAGGUGAACUGCUGCUGGAGAGAAGAUCUUUUAGCAAAUUUCGUCGGUUUGAGUCACCUGAAUCACUUCCAUCUAAACUGGACCCAGUUAAAUCCCCCUCUGGGAUGGUAGAAACCAGCUCUCUAGCAGAUGACCCUGUAGAUCCUACUAAUGCUGACCCAGAGCUGCCAAGCUCUCGCGUAGAGCGGCAUCUUUACACAGAAGAUGCAGGAACUAUGGAACAUAAUACAGACACACAAAUCAAAGUCACGGUUUUCCAGGAUGGGGAUGGCUACUUUGAAGAGCACCAGUCUGAACACAAUAAACCAGUCGGACCUCAGGAAUGCCUGAGUGCAGACUGGAACCCGGAAGCUCCACAGGCCCAGAGUGGGGAACUAUUUUCUUCAAUACCCCACCAUUAUAACUCCAACUACAUGAAUGGAAACUGUAGCUCUGAUUUCUGGUACAGUUCAGCGUCCGCUGGAGAAAACGAGGAAGCAUCAAGACAAGGGAGAGGAAGAAUGGAUGUUAACUCGAGCUCAGUUCAACAGCAGCCUCAAUAUCAGCAGCCAUCAUGGAGCAACACGCUUCCUUACACAAAGGGUAUUUGGGAGCAUCAAGUUGUUUCCUAUUUGAACACUGUCAGGAUAAACACACAAAGUGACUCUGGACAUAUCCCUGUAUGUGGAGGUGGCUUUUCAGAAGGAUCUAGAGGACAUGAGUAUGAGACUCAGCAGAGAUACUCUGAACUCUCUGCUGACCAUUACCAACCGGUUCCUCAUUCUUACACCACUCCGCCUUCAGCAUUUGAAGUCAGCCCAAUGCAGCAGAGGCUGAUGUUUCAUACCAACAGUGGUGCUUUACCUUCGACUCAGCCAUACCUUUCCUACCCAGUCACACAUGGACGUGGUUGGGGAUGGACUCAGGCUGAUGCCGUUAUUCAGCCAGACCAAACUGGCUUUUACAAUGCCAGCUCUGAUGUUUAUUUCAGAGCUGGCGUCUAAAUGCAAUAGAUCCAAACUUCAGGACUCAACGCUCCAGCCUUUUUUUUAGGUGUUUAAAUGAUGGAAUAGCUUCUAUAUUUUUUAAGUACCCCAUUAUUUGUACAAACCGGGAGUCUUCUGAAGUAAAUAUUAUUUGGUUGUUGAUUAACUUGGAGAUGAAGCGACAAAAGGCCGUAUUGAGAAAGACAUGAUUGUAUUCUGAUUUAUUUCAAAGCUGCUAUUGCUGCUUAUGUUCAGUUAAAUUUAAAACUACUUCAUCAGUGCCAAAGAGAAACUGAUUUCUUGUGAUGGUCUGUGUUAAAGUGGCACUAAAGACAACCUGCUGUUAUAUUAAAGUAUUACUGAAGGUUAAACAUUAUGUUUUAACUUUGAUGAAAUGUUCAUUGUAUUUGAAAUGUUCUUCUUUGUAUUUUCUGCUUGGUGCGUACAGUCGGUGUGUAAAGCUGCAGCACGCUGUGCCUGUGCUCCACUGACCCAGUACUGUGCCUUUCAGAGUAACAACUUGUCACAACCUCCACCUGCAGCUAACUGCUAUCAGAUAUUUUUGGGCAAAGCAGAUCUACUGAUGCACAUGAUGUGAUCUGAGUAUACAUCUUCUGCAAAAGCUUAAAUAAAAACUCGAUUGUAUCUUCUC
Cyprinodon variegatus (sheepshead minnow) is the source of this 3757-nucleotide messenger RNA. RefSeq lists its product as uncharacterized. The record is from RefSeq and is a predicted model, not a curated record. Bases 943 to 3123 code for a protein of 726 amino acids. Gene Ontology annotation, cellular component: precatalytic spliceosome. Gene Ontology annotation, molecular function: double-stranded RNA binding; single-stranded RNA binding. The transcript has 11 exons. NCBI's taxonomy places the organism in Eukaryota, Metazoa, Chordata, Actinopteri, Cyprinodontiformes, Cyprinodontidae.